CGCAGCCGGGCUGACCUGGAGCCCUUUAGUCGAAGUCGGAGGGGGUUUAGUUGGCCAAUGCCAUGGACGCCCUCAAUGCAGAGAGGUCAAAGCUGGUUCAGCGGCAGAAGCAGCAGCGCCAGGAGAUCGAAAAGAAGAUUAAGAAGCUGAAGGGCGCCAUGAAGGAAGCCGCGCAAAAGGAGUUGGAAGCCCUCGAGACGCAGCACGAGGCGGAGCUCGCGGACUUCAACAAGGGCAGCGCCGCGGGCAAAGCGGAGGCUGAGAGCAAGGAUGAAGAGCCUGCAUCUGCAUCCGCAUCUGCAGCGGAGGAUGCCAAGAAGUUUCGGGAUCGCAAUUGGAGCGGACUUUCCAAGAAAGAGCUCGAAGAUGAAUGCGUCGCUCGAGGACUUGGAAAGAAGGGCUCCAAAGAAGAUCUGGUGCAAAAGCUCAUCAUCUUCCAGCAGGAGUUGUCGACUCGGGUGGCCAACGAGGCUAAGUCGGGGCCAAAAGGCGGCUACGCAGCAGCGGAAGCAAAGGCUGCCGCGGCUCCAGCUGAUGACGACGACGACGAAGAAGAUGAUGAUGACGAGGACGAUGACGACGACGAUGAGGACGAUGACGAGGAGGAGGAUGAGCAGGAGGUAGACCAAGAGGAGAUGGAGAAGCAGGGCAAGCGCGAAAAGGUGAUGCAAAAGGCGAUCCGCCUCGUGCUGAAAGAGAAGUGCCCGGACGGCUUUCCUUUGAGCGAGCUGGUCCAGAAGCUGGAGUCCGUGAACGUCCGGGGCUUCGCGCCGGAGAAAUGCGGCUACAAGACAGUGGAGAAGUUCGUGAAAGGGCAGCCAGAAGCAGUUCUGAGGUAUCGCAAGGCGGAUCAGAUGGUGCUGCCGCCGAGGAGCCAGCCUAAGCAACGCACGACUGUGAGAAUACCCGAAACGAUAACUGAGUGACGACAGUGGCCAUUGAAAUUGAACAAGUGUUUGCUUGCGGCGCGCUACAGGUCCUGUCCCUUAUUAGUUGUUGUUUGUGUC
Messenger RNA from Effrenium voratum, 1007 nucleotides. NCBI's taxonomy places the organism in Eukaryota, Dinophyceae, Suessiales, Symbiodiniaceae. The record is from the annotation of a GenBank genome assembly.